Aspergillus clavatus NRRL 1 is the source of this 279-nucleotide messenger RNA. RefSeq lists its product as uncharacterized. The transcript has 2 exons. Lineage: Eukaryota; Fungi; Ascomycota; Eurotiomycetes; Eurotiales; Aspergillaceae. Bases 1 to 279 code for a protein of 92 amino acids. The record is from RefSeq and is a predicted model, not a curated record.
AUGCUUCGAACUCUAACAUGGCUCACGAACAAAGCCGUGGAUGAGGUAACCGAAGAGCCAGAGGCAUACGAUGAAGUACGUCAGAAACUCAUUGAUGUCCUGGUCUAUGAAGAAGAACGAAUUGGAAAGUUCAAGGGAUACCAACUGUCAACAAUUCUGAAAGAAAGCUGGGCUAUCGGAGCUUCUUGCCUAGGUGUCGGAACUGUCAACUGCGGGUCCUGGUCGGGGUUCCGUUGCAAAGACGUUGAUGUCUUUCCUGAUCAGAACACCAACGUCUGA